UUUUUCUCCUCUCUUUUUAAAGCCUCGAAAAAACUGGAAGGGAAGAGAGAUUAGACAGCUCCACAAAGGCAAAGACCAAGGAGACACAGACAGAUUCGUUCUUUUGCAACCUUAUUUUAGUCAUCUUUUGGUCUGAAAAAUAAUGUUCAACUACCAUUAAAGAAAACCCAUCUCCAUCUCUUUCACUUUCUGUGGCUUUGUCCUACUCGCCUAAUCCCCUUAAGUCUGCCAGUAAGAGGAAGAUUUGCCCACCAUAAAAACCCAAAGCAAUAGCUGCUGUACCACUAAGAUUUAGUUUUUGGCUUACAUAAACGAAUAGAUUAUUUACAUAUCUAGAGAUAGCUAGAGAAAAGGAUUAGUAGUGGGAGGAGGUUCGGGUCCUUUUUUUUGGUUAAAAAUGGAUAAAAGCUGUCACUCUUCUGGUGACUCUAGCACCAACACGACCAGUAGCUCCAACGCCAACAGCAUUAACAAUCGAGAUCAUUACCUUAAACACCUCAACAAGCUUUCGCACAGGAUUUCCAAACCCUCCUCCACCCCUAACACCAACGCCCUUCCUUUCAUAAAAAAACCUUCCUUUGAUCAUACCCAGAACCUUACCCAGGCGCUGCCACCUCAGCCAUCUAAACCCUCCCAGCCUUGGCCUCAGCAUCAGCCUCAGAAUUCUAACCAAAGCAAUCUACAGGCUCAACAACACCAGCCACCCGUUUACAACAUCAACAGAAACGACUUCAGGGAUGUCGUACAGAAGCUAACCGGUUCACCCGCACACGAACGGUUCUCUACUCCUCCACCAAUCCACCAACCCCGACCACAAAGCUCUCGACUUCAGAGGAUCAGACCUCCUCCAUUGGCGCACGUUAGCAACCGACCUCCCAUGAUUAAUUGUGCCGUCCCUAAUAUGAACCCUCCCGGUCGCACUCAACCUAACCCUCCUAUCGGUGGUGCCACUGGUAAUAGCUUCAUUCAAAGGGCACCUGCUGCGGCACCUCUUUCGCCACUCCCGCCAUUUCCAGUUGUAGACGCUGCUGCAGAAUCGCCGAUCUCCGCCUAUAUGCGAUACAUCCAAAACUCCAUGUCCACCACUGUUGACUCCAAUCCAAAGCAAUUCUCAGGAUUUUCACCAUUGGCCCCACUCGUUUCAUCCCGUUGGAACAACUUAGCCGCCCCACAACAGCAACCACUGCCGCUACCGCCUUCGCAACAACAGCCACAGCAACAACAACAACAACAUCAACUGCCACAGGUAUCAUCAACGGGGAUGAUCCAGUCGCACUUACCGUCAUCACCACUAUCAUUCGGGUGCCUGAAUUCUCCACAGUCACCGUACGCUUUACUGUCCCCAAGUUUUCUAUUUUCUCCAAAUUCGGGUCAAUUAGGAUUCCCGCUUUCACCAACGGUGCCCGUUCCGAGCCCAAAAUGGCGAGGUCUUUGAUAAGUUUUAAUUUCGGGGAAGCCUUCAAAAUGGGAAAAUAUCUGGUGUUAGGGUUUUUAUAAAUGGUUACGGUUGGUGGAGAAUUUUAUUCAAUUACCAGUGGUUGGAUAAAGAAAAAAGUGUCUCACCCUGGUCUGUUAGAAUUUAGAAGCUUGUUUCUUUUUUCAUUUUUCCUUUUUGUUAUGUAAAAACAGAAACUUUAAAUUAUGUUCUUUUGUUUUUGUUGAAAAUUGGGUUGAGAAAAAUUUUAAAUAGCCAGUUAUUUAUUAGACAUUAGUAGUAUUAUUAGUAUCUUGUGUUUAUGACUUUAUGUUUUAUCUGCUAAUCUUAGUUUAGCCAUUUAUGGGUAUGAAAUAUUCAGUUUUCUGGACAAUAAUUGGAUAAGCUGUUGUUUCUGUUGCUGAUUAUCAGACAUGAAUUUAUCAUAGAUUUUAAGUAGGUUGAUCAGUUUUUCUUAUGAAUUGUAAGGGCUCAUGAUCCCAGUAUUUCAAAUCCUGAGUGGUUUAUUGGAUCACUAGGAUUUAUAACAUCUACCUUGUGUUGGUACUGCUUUCUAAGAAAAGAAACAUGUUUCCUAACUAAUUAGAUCUGUAGCAGGAGUUUGAUGUUGUAACCAAAGUUUGCAAUGUCUGCCAGCCUCCUUAGAAUUCUG
This is a messenger RNA of Durio zibethinus, 2087 nucleotides long. NCBI's taxonomy places the organism in Eukaryota, Viridiplantae, Streptophyta, Magnoliopsida, Malvales, Malvaceae. The record is from RefSeq and is a predicted model, not a curated record.